AUGGAGUUUUUCUCAGGCUACUUUACUGAACCAACCCCAUUUGGGUCAGAUUUCUUGCAACCUGACAUGCCCGAAUCUUCAUUGGUGUCCGAUGGUGGUAGUGCUACUAGAGAUAACCAUUCAGACGAGGAGGUAAUGUUGGCUUCAGAUCAUCCUAAGAAGCGUGCUGGUCGGAAGAAGUUCAAGGAGACUCGCCACCCGGUUUAUAGGGGUAUUAGGAGGAGGAACUCCGGCAAGUGGGUGUGUGAGACAAGAGAACCGAAUAAGAAAUCAAGAAUAUGGCUUGGAACAUUCCCAACUGCAGAAAUGGCAGCGAGAGCUCAUGAUGUGGCGGCGAUAGCACUUAGAGGACGGUCAGCUUGCCUGAACUUUGCUGACUCUGCUUGGAGAUUACCAAUUCCGGCUUCUGUGGAGGCUAAGGACAUUCAACAAGCGGCGGCAGAAGCGGCGGAGGCAUUUCGGCCAUCAAAGGCCGACGGGAGUGUGGCAGUCUCCGGUGAUGAUCAUGGUUAUAAUGAGGAAAGCGCGGUGACAUUGUCUGAGGAGAACAUGUUUGAUACGGAUGAGGAGGUGGUUUUCCACAUGCCAGAAUUGCUUUCAAGCUUGGCGGAAGGGUUGAUGCUACCACCACCACCUCACUGUUGGGUGGCAGAAGGGUAUGGUAGAGAUGGACUUGAAUUUGAUGAUGACGUGUCAUUAUGGAGUUAUUAUAUUUAA
This is a messenger RNA of Ilex paraguariensis (yerba mate), 717 nucleotides long. The record is from the annotation of a GenBank genome assembly. Lineage: Eukaryota; Viridiplantae; Streptophyta; Magnoliopsida; Aquifoliales; Aquifoliaceae.